This is a messenger RNA of Penicillium verhagenii, 1233 nucleotides long. Its product is annotated as epoxide hydrolase family protein. The transcript is spliced from 4 exons. The record is from RefSeq and is a predicted model, not a curated record. NCBI's taxonomy places the organism in Eukaryota, Fungi, Ascomycota, Eurotiomycetes, Eurotiales, Aspergillaceae. Gene Ontology annotation, biological process: epoxide metabolic process. Gene Ontology annotation, molecular function: epoxide hydrolase activity. Bases 1 to 1233 code for a protein of 410 amino acids.
AUGUCUCGUGAACUACUAACUCCAUACUCGGUCUCCGUUGCAGAUACUGCGCUCCAGGAGCUCAAGCAGCGACUCGCCUGGGCCAAGCCUGCAACCCAGUUUGAGUCUUCAAGCCAAGAUUCAUGGGAUUUUGGUGUCCCCGCCAAAGAAAUGGAACGACUGGUGACACAUUGGAGAGAUCACUUUAACUGGCGAAAAGCUGAGGCUCAAUUAAAUGAACUUCCCCAGUAUCGCACGGAAAUUGAGGUUGACGGGUUUGGCAAACUGGAUAUUCAUUUUGUUUAUCAAAUCAGCCCUGUAGAGGAUGCCAUUCCUCUUCUCUUCAGCCACGGAUGGCCAGGAUCAUUCAUCGAGGUGACAAAACUUCUACCAAUGUUACAAGGGGAUGGUAGUCAUCCGGCUUUCCAUGUCGUGGCACCUUCAUUGCCUAAUUUUGGGUUCUCCUCCGGAGUCACCAAGCGGGGAUUUGGGUGGGCCCAGUAUGCCGAGACGUUUCAUAAGCUCAUGCUCAAGCUUGGAUAUUCCGAAUAUGUCACGCAAGGUGGAGACUUGGGUUACUGGAUAACCAGAAGUAUGGGUCUUCUAUACCCCGAGCAUUGCAAAGCCUCCCACGUGAACAUGAUCGUUGCUCAGCCUCCCAAGUGGACCUCCAACCCACUAUUGGCUCUACAACACAGCAUUCAACCAUACAGCGCCCGUGAAAAAAGGGGUCGAGAGCGAUCUGCGUGGUUCGCAGAGGAAGGAUUCGGGUACAACCUGCUGCAGAGGACGAAGCCCCAAACGAUCGGCACUGCGUUAGCGGACAGUCCCGUUGCACUGUUGGGCUGGAUCUAUGAGAAGCUGCACGAUUGGUCAGACUCUUAUCCGUGGACCGAUGACGAGAUCUUAACUUGGGUCUCUAUCUAUUGGUUCUCAUCGGCAGGCCCCGAGGCGAGCGUUCGCAUUUAUUAUGAAGGCUCCCAUCCUCGAUCCGACAAAGAUUUGACCUAUGAGAAGUUGAAGGGGUAUAUACCCAAUGUCAAAUUGGGCCUUGUACACUUUCCACGGGAGCUUAUUGUGGUUCCCCGUACAUGGGCUGCUGCGUUGGGCCCUGUUGUGCUGCAGACUGAACAUGAUCAUGGUGGGCAUUUUGCGGCAUGGGAGACACCGGAAAUCAUCACUAGGGAUCUGCGGACGAUGUUUCGAAAAGAUGGUCCUUGUUAUGGUAUUGUGCCUGGAAGAAGUGGUUAUUAG